CAAUGUCAUUUAUACUUGUUUUUGUCCUAUUUUGAAGAACAUAUUGUCAUUUGAGUUUUGUUAUAGCAAUGCUAAACUAAUUUAGCGCAUUAAUAUUUCAUGUUUGGACGCUUGUUCAUAUUGUCAGCGUUAUAUUUACAUAUUAUGAACAUUUGGCUUUGUAGACUGUGACGAAAAUGCAAAACAGCCAAGAAACUUGAAAUUUGUCGACGCUUUGUGUCCAUGUCUAGUGACAGMUUAAAAGCCAAAAAUUCAAUUUUGUUUUGUUGGGUUUAUUGGAUAAAAUCCUUUUGUGCUUAGGGAUUCAUCCGUCUCUUUUUUUGAAACGAAGGAGAAAACACUUCCUCAAUGGCUUCCUUAUUGUUGAUAUACGUUCUUGUGGUUGGACUCUCUCAACCAAGCCAAGCAGCUGAUUCCAAUUCUUCUUCAUCAAUUUCUCCAUCUCCUACUGUCAGCACAUCGUUCUGUACAACGACAGUUUGUCCCAAUUCACUAGUAAGCUCUAGCGCAACAGCAUCGCUGAAUUUUUCAAGCUCGUCCAACUGCUCGACAAUCCAGAGCUGCCCAAGCACAUCUCUCUCAGUUUCCCCACCUACAUUACCUCCAGCUACAACUACAGAUUCAGCUUUUUCAUCGCAAUCCACUCCAUCUACAAUUACAACAUCUGUAUAUAUGUAAAAGUCCCUAGCUUCCAAGGGAUAUUGAUCAGCGUCAUACGCAAAGGGAGCAUUGUCUGUGAAUUUGAUGUUAUCUUAUCCAAAUCGUCCAAAGCAAACAGCAAUGAACUGCGAGAAAAAUUGGAGAAAGCAAACAAGGAUGGAAUGCUGAAAGGAUUCACCUUAACUAGUGUGGAAGUUAGAGAGGAGAAAGAGCCUGGAGAAAAGGAAGUUUUACCCGUUUGGGCGUUGGUUCUUCUAAUCAUACUGGGGGUUAUAGGGCUGAUUCUCCUGAUCACUGUGAUUGUUCUUGCGGUAAACAUAUGACAACCCCGACAAUGGUUUGUAAAAGAAAAACUCGAAAUUUAAUCAAGAAUUCCUUAGUAACAUCUGAGGAAGGGUAGGCACAGCAGUUUUGUAACCUUAAGUAAUAUUUAGAAUAUAUAUCUAUUUGAUAAAAGGUUGUCGGAUAAAAUGGCGAAUGUUAAUUGUCAAACGGGAUUKCACAAMCGAAAGUAGCCAUGGGUUUUACUAAUUGAUAAGAAAUUACAACUGAUUUAUACCGUAAGAUGGUCUGUGGUAAAUAUUGCCUCUAUUUAGUCUUCUUCAUUGAAAUGAUUACAAUUCCGAGGAAMGAAAACAUCGUUUAGRAAACCCAAAUUUUGGAUUAAGAAACGAGUCUGAAGACCGAAUACAAUAUUUCGACUUUAAUUCAAAGUCAUAGUCAUGUAAUGGUGUUAAUAUUUACAAGUGCAGAAAUUUAUUAAAAAAGCUGUAAGUCCCUUGAGGCCUUCAGUCCUUCGAAGUAAGUAUUUUAGUCUUCUUCGUAUGCAAGGUUUAUCCAAUAAGUGAAAUUUAAUUUUUAAAAACAGUUUUACCAUAGUCCCUUUCGGUCGUGUUAUCUGCCUUCGACAAUCGGCGUUCUCCCCGACAACGUUUUUGAAAUAGGUGUAUGUCAUAGAGUGUGUGUGAUUGUCAGUGAUAAUAUAAAUAAGUCCUUCGAAGUCAGAAGGUUUUAUAGAUCUAGUAUGCUUACCUAUAUUUUUUAAGUAAAAAUUUGUAAAGCCCAUUGGGGCCAUAUAUGUUGCAUCCAUCGUAAAUUUAUAAGCAUUUACCUAAUAAGGAACAUGCAUUACGUAAUAACUAUAAUUAUAUGCAUUACAUAAUACACGUAUGUAGCAGAAUUCAAACACCAUGAAAUAGUCAAGUGCUCAAUAAUGCUGAAUUGUUUGAGUUCCUUUGUUUUCUAUUGUCUGUCUAUUAUAUUGUCUGAUCAACACAAUAGGACYUUCGCAUUUAAUGGUAGAGUGAACGCACUUAAUCCGUGCAACUGU
Molecule: messenger RNA, 1990 nt
Organism: Exaiptasia diaphana
Lineage: Eukaryota; Metazoa; Cnidaria; Anthozoa; Actiniaria; Aiptasiidae
Product: cell wall protein DAN4
Source: RefSeq, a predicted model, not a curated record